AUCACUACAGCCUGCCUACCCGAAUACGUCCCAUGUUUGGAUGGUUACUUUUGCAUUUCUAACAAGUGGUUAUGUGAUGGAUGGAUGGACUGCUACGAUGAUAGUGAUGAAAAAAAUUGCGGUUUGUAUGUUCUCUGUGCGCCGAACCAGUUCAGCUGUCAGAGCGGCGAUCAAUGCAUCUACCUGUCGUGGAAAUGCGAUCAAAUCAGGGACUGUGCCGACGGAAGUGACGAAACGAACUGCGGUAAG
This is a messenger RNA of Helobdella robusta, 249 nucleotides long. RefSeq lists its product as hypothetical. The transcript is spliced from 2 exons. The annotation marks the transcript as partial. Lineage: Eukaryota; Metazoa; Annelida; Clitellata; Rhynchobdellida; Glossiphoniidae. The record is from RefSeq and is a predicted model, not a curated record. Gene Ontology annotation, molecular function: protein binding.